Messenger RNA from Penicillium soppii, 363 nucleotides. RefSeq lists its product as uncharacterized. The transcript has 2 exons. Bases 1 to 363 code for a protein of 120 amino acids. The record is from RefSeq and is a predicted model, not a curated record. NCBI's taxonomy places the organism in Eukaryota, Fungi, Ascomycota, Eurotiomycetes, Eurotiales, Aspergillaceae.
AUGGCAAAGCUAUUGCCAUACUAUUUUAUGUAUUCUCUUGCGAUCAGGUAUAUCGAGGAGCAAAAAUCCUCAAGCCGACGCGACUUGGAUAUUGCCCAAUAUCCAUGGUGGGAGGAACAGCAGUGUAUUCUCGAUGCCAAUAGCUUUAUUUGCGACAUCGAAGAAUCAGUCAAGGACCAGCCUGAGACCGAUGCACUGUUGCUGGAGCGAGGCAAACAAGAUUCCUUGCUACACCCGUUUCUGCUUGAGCUUUAUGAUUUUAUCGUUGCGCAGCCAUAUAUGUCAGCUGUGGAAGACUGGCUUCAACGAGAAGUGAAAUACGCGGAUGAAGUGAUCCCAGUUGACGGAGAUAUGGACCCUUGA